Molecule: messenger RNA, 3337 nt
Organism: Xiphias gladius (swordfish)
Lineage: Eukaryota; Metazoa; Chordata; Actinopteri; Istiophoriformes; Xiphiidae
Gene: kcnip3a
Product: Kv channel interacting protein 3a, calsenilin
Exons: 8
Coding region: 1517-2215 (232 amino acids)
Biological process (GO): negative regulation of transcription by RNA polymerase II; regulation of potassium ion transmembrane transport
Cellular component (GO): voltage-gated potassium channel complex; nucleus
Molecular function (GO): DNA-binding transcription repressor activity, RNA polymerase II-specific; calcium ion binding; RNA polymerase II cis-regulatory region sequence-specific DNA binding
Source: RefSeq, a predicted model, not a curated record
GGAAGGUUUAAGGUGGACAGGGCACUUCAGUUUUAAACCUCAGCUGGAGCAAAUGCUGACUGACUGGGGGGGGGACUUGCAAGUAGAAUCAGCAACAGAUAUAUUCAGAAAACUGGAGAGAGCGGGGAGUGAUGGAAAAGUAUGUGCGGAGGAGGUAGACACCGGGGGAGGAGGUUUCGUUCCCCACACUUCCACUCAGUUUCUCAGGAUUUCCCUCCCUGGACGCUGCUGCUGCUGCUGCCGCUCUAAGUGCCUUCUCUGCAGGGCCAUACUCUUCCAUAUCUGGACCUGGAUUUGGACAAACAGUGAAGUGGACUGAAUCAGGCAGGACAAGAACGCUGAACCCAAAUUUAACUGUUUAUAAGUCUGUCCUGAAGGGUGUUUGGUGGCCCAAAGGAUUACCAACAGUUGUGAUAGAAAUAUAGCAGGAGAAGGCAGAAAAGGGGCUGAUUUAAAACAUCACAAGUCCCAUAAGUAAAUGCCUGAUCUUUUUUUUGUUUUUUGUUUUUGUUUACUUUUUUGGAUUAUUUGGACAGUACAGCCUUGUUCUACCGAGUUUCCACUUUGCACGAAAUUCAGCUUUUUUGUAUCUUGCCUGGCAGGUCUGUUUUACUGUUUUAGAAGAUUAUCUCAUCCUGAAUAUUGUUGAUAUGAAUAUCACCUCCUGCAGAUGCAGCUGAGACCAGAUAGUCAGAUUGUCUUCAGCUUGCAGAUAAAGAGUAUUUACAGUAUGUUCUAGAGCUGAGGUUUCAGAAAUUGCUCGCGUGGUUGGCGCACAUAAUGGGGUAAUUUAUUUAUAAUUGCCAGUGUUACUUUGCCAUUUAAUGGCAUGGAAGAUGAGGUUCUGUUCUCUGAUGACCUGUAUUUCAUAAGUUGGUUGCAUUCACCUGGACUUUCUACCAACUAAUGGGAGCAAAAUUGUGAAAAUGGACUCCCAGGCUGUACCGAAUACUUUGCUUUUCUCAAACAACAACUUCAUCUAAAACCAAGAUGUGACUUAUGGGUGUAAACUAUGACGUAGGGACUGAUAAUAUCUGUUUGGAUUAAGAGGAUGAGCAAUAUCUUCUGUCUUUGCCAGCCCAAGAUCCUCCAAGUGCUUGCAAGAGGAAAGUCUAGAAAGUGACUCUAAACAUCUCCUUUAAUGCACUGUAAUAAAUGGCUCAUGACACAACCACCGUUUUCCCUCAUGGUUCCAGAGAGGAAGGUUUUCCAUAUAUGUCGACUUCAACAUAUUUUCCAUUUCAGCAUCAGUGUUGACAUUAGAGCAGCGUCCAUCCAGCUCGCUGGCCUGGCUCUCAAGCUGUGUCCCGGGCCUGGAAACAAACCCAUGCUAUCACCCACCCCCCAGACUGAUUUCUGUCACAUCCCUUAUUCCUCUCUGUUGAAAAACACUUGUUGUUGACUAGCCUGGCCCAGCAUUACUCAGGCCGGCCCGAGCUUCCUUUCCUCUCUCCCUGAGACCAAGCCUUCCAGUGCAGGCUUUGUGUCCUGAGUGGGCUCCCCCUGUCCUGGAGUCAUGGGAAUUCAGGGCAUGGAGCUGUUUGCCAUCGGAGUGGUCAUCAUCCUUUUCAUGGCAGUUCUCAAGCAGUUUGGCAUCCUGGAGCCCAUGUCCACUUUUGAAGAUGACAGCAGCGACAGUGAUUUGGAGCUGUCAACGGUGCGUCACCAGCCGGAGGGGCUGGACCAGCUGCAGGCUCAGACCAAGUUCACCAGGAAGGAGCUUCAGUCUCUCUAUCGAGGGUUCAAGAAUGAGUGUCCCAGUGGGCUGGUUGAUGAGGAGACAUUCAAGUCCAUCUAUUCUCAGUUCUUUCCCCAAGGAGAUGCAACCACCUACGCUCACUUCCUGUUCAACGCAUUUGACAUAGACAGAAACGGUUCAAUCCGCUUUGAGGACUUUGUCGUCGGCCUGUCGGUGUUGCUCAGAGGUUCAGUCACUGAGAAGCUCAACUGGGCCUUUAACCUCUACGACAUUAAUAAGGAUGGCUACAUCACCAAAGAGGAGAUGCUGGCGAUUAUGAAGUCAAUCUAUGACAUGAUGGGGAGAUACACCUACCCCUGUGUGCGAGAUGAAGCCCCUUCCGAACAUGUGGACAAGUUCUUCCAGAAAAUGGACAAAAAUCGAGAUGGUGUAGUGACCAUUGAAGAGUUCAUUGAGACCUGUCAGAAGGACGAGAACAUCAUGAACUCAAUGCAGCUGUUUGAGAAUGUGAUAUAAGGAAUCAAGAUGUUCUCAGUUUCUUUCCUCCAUUAGCCCACGUGUGCAACUCGCACACAAGCACAGCACACCCAUGCACUUCAUCCACAACUCAAACUCCGUACUUCAACAUGACAUCCUGUCACAUAAUAUACUGUAGGUACUGUAAAGAAACAGGAACUACAAGUUUUUUUUCUAUUUCUCGCCACGCUCUUCUAGCUGUAUCUUGCAACUGCUUCUGGCUUAAAAGGACUGUUACAGACAGAAGAAAAGCUUCCUGGGUGAACUUUCUGUCUAUUCAGUGUGUGUUUUCAUGUCCUCAACGAGGCUCAACAACCACCAAGGAGUGAAGAGGCUUACAAUAAUCCACUGAACUGAGCACACAAGGACACUAGCUUUGACACCAAUAAACCUUGUUUGAAUCUCUGACACACACACACACACACGCACGCACGCACGCACGCACGCACGCACGCACACACACACACACACACACACUGUUUCUCUUUCAUACACAAUCAAUACACACAGACCUGCUCAAAAGUUUUUCAACCACUGGAUGAAGUGAGCAAAGAGCAGCACACAAAAAAAUAAUCGCAGCACACAAAAAACAGAAAUGAACUAAAGCAUGUUUGUCAUCAAAUAUGUGAUGUGGAGUUAGCUUGCACUACAAUUUUAUGACUAUGUAUUAUAUGCGCCAGAAAUAAAGGCACUGUAGAUACCUGCACCUGAUAAACCACUGAUGGAAACCAGUGUGUAUGUACUGUAUAUAUGUAUAGUGAAUAGUUAUAUAUCCUACGUUGUAUUAAGCUCCUCUGUACUGCAGUGGUUGAUGGAAUAGGGCCAGAACUGAAUAUUUGUUUAAGGAAUCUCUAUGUUAAUCAGUUAAACAUCAUGUUUAGUAACAGUUCUUCACAGAAUUCAAAUGGAUUAUUCAAAGAUUUCUCUUUUUUUGUAUUUUUGGAAGAUUGUGUUUAGCUGGUCAGAUUGGGACAAUGAGCCUGUACAGUACUGUGAAGAUACAAAUGGACUGUUAAAAGUGAGUUCUUUUAUGCUGAAUCAAGGUUUCUCAGUAUCUACGAGCAUGCUGACUCAAGUUGCCACGGUAUUAUGUACUGAGCGGUAGGAACUUUGUAAUGUCGG